Messenger RNA from Talpa occidentalis (Iberian mole), 1704 nucleotides. RefSeq names its product lymphocyte expansion molecule (gene CIMAP2). The transcript is spliced from 10 exons. The coding region runs from base 162 to 1361 and encodes 399 amino acids. Lineage: Eukaryota; Metazoa; Chordata; Mammalia; Eulipotyphla; Talpidae. The record is from RefSeq and is a predicted model, not a curated record.
GCAAGAGGGGGCGCCACGCAUGCAGACAGCGCACAGUCCUCCCGCUUAUCACAGACCCGGGUUGCCUUGACAGCAGCAGGACCGCCUGGCGGGCAGCGCGGAGGAAGAUUCCCGCCACAGGUAUCUCGUAAGGAACUCGCUGCUUGGCGUGGGUUAGCGCAAUGGCCACCAAAUGGUUUACUGGGGCGCCCUUUGGAGUGCAGAGCCACAGGUUUGACAUCUCUGCUGUUUAUCCCAAACAUAAGAAGUUCAGCACCUUCACAGAGGCCCCAUACUUCAAGAAAUAUUCCGAAAAUGUGGCCCACAUAGGACCUGGGACUUAUGGGACCAUGGAGACCUGCUUCAGCAAGAAGAAGCUCAAGAGAGAGAUGGGCACAGGUUGGGCCAAGGCCCAAGAAGCCACGCGGCUGACCCAGCUGCCCCACUAUCAGUACCAGGCUAUCAUGAAGGAGAAGCGGCAGCAGAAGGAAAAACUGGGCCCUGGCUCCUAUGACUUCAAAGACUUCAUUGAAGUGCUGAAGCAGAAGCCAUGUAGCACCCGUGGGCUGCUCAGCUCCGGGGAAAUUCGUUUCCGAGGACUCAUCGGGAACUACUACCCAGGUCCUGGAAAUUACGGGGAGAAAGGCAACCCCUACACUAAGCUGGAGGAGAGUGCUUGGAACCGGUCUCACUCCGAGGGUCUCAUGUCCAAGAUGUCCAACAAGCCAUCCCCUUUGGCUCAUCAGGGGAGCGGCCUGGCACCAGGCACCUACCGCCUCAAAAGUGGCAUCGAGACUUACAUGGCACGAUCUGUGAGCACCCGAGGACCCUAUGACAUUUUCUCUGGCGACCGACACAAGCCCCAGCCAUAUGGACAUUACGCUGUGCUGAAAAAAAAGCCCAAAGAACUGUCGAGUUGCAAGACCUUCGUGGAAGAACUUCACUCACGUUACAAGAAGAAGCACGGGGUUUUUUCAGAUGUUCCCCGCAACCCUGAAACCCCUCCAGAGAGGAUUUACUGGGCUACCCUUAGCCAGUGUCCCCGAAAGCUAGACACAUCGGGUCCUGGCAUGUGGCUUCCUGUGGAGAAGAAAUGCAAACACGUCAACCAGCCCCCCUUCCUGCUGUCCUCCAAGAGGCCAGGCAAACCCUACCAGAUGCUUUUGGGAGCCUGGAACCCGGUAGGUGUGGGCCGCUACCUCAACACCUGGCUGAUCGAGACAAAGGACCGGCGGCAGCGAUACCAGUCUCUGUUCCUGGGCGAAUCUAAGCGCUACCCCUCAGACCCGGUCAAAGACAAGCUCAUGCAGGAAAGGAUCACACCUUUUACUAAAGGGAAGUGUCUUCCAACCGUGGAUUACAGUUCAGAUCCUACUCCUUAAAGCUGCUUACAGAGGACGGCCUGCGGGGACCGGAGGGCCCUAAGGCCUGAAGACUAGUCUGGGUAUGGGAGGGUAGGCGUGGGAAUGGGUUUUUGGGGUGAGAGGGGGAUGCCUGGGAGAGCAAAGAGGUGUGUGGAAACAUGUACCUGGAGGUCACGAUGUCUGUGGGGACAGCUGGGGCCAGAUGUCUUUUGAUGAGAUCUAGUAUCCUAAGAUUCAAAUUGGUCAGUGACGUGAAUAAGGGAGCCAGAGGGCAGAUGGACGCAAGGGUGGAAUGUGGAGACACUCUGGGAACCCCUUCUAUUCUAAAGCCAAAGUGCUUGACUGGUUCAUUAAAAUCCAA